This is a messenger RNA of Cryptococcus wingfieldii CBS 7118, 444 nucleotides long. RefSeq names its product cytoplasmic protein. The coding region runs from base 1 to 444 and encodes 147 amino acids. NCBI's taxonomy places the organism in Eukaryota, Fungi, Basidiomycota, Tremellomycetes, Tremellales, Cryptococcaceae. The record is from RefSeq and is a predicted model, not a curated record. The transcript is spliced from 5 exons.
AUGUCCACUCCUGCCGCUUCUCUCCCUCGGUCUGAACACGAGCCUCUGGCUACCGAACGGAAUCCCAUCUCGGACGCCACCCUCACCAUCCGUGUCAUCAAAAGCUUCGAGUUCAGAACCCAGAAGAGUCUGGUGCUCCAGCAUCUUGAUUUGAGGACCCUGACAGUCGGCGCUCUUAUGGAGCAGGUCAGAGAGCAGGCCAAAACAGCCCCCGGAUUCAAGGCCUACCGGGCACUUGUACUUGACACACUCAAGCUUUACACGGUUGCCCACGGGCACAAGACCACCAAUCUCAUCAUCAAUUUGGACCACGAAGACUGGAUCCUCAGUGAUUUGGAAAAGACGCUGGCAGACAUUGGCGCUCAAAACGAAACGGAGUUGUCUUUCUUCAACAGAGAAGCAUACGAGAAGUUUAAGGCGGAUCCCGAGAUCAAAUGGGACUAG